This is a messenger RNA of Penicillium arizonense, 1584 nucleotides long. RefSeq lists its product as uncharacterized. The transcript has 6 exons. Bases 1 to 1584 code for a protein of 527 amino acids. The record is from RefSeq and is a predicted model, not a curated record. Lineage: Eukaryota; Fungi; Ascomycota; Eurotiomycetes; Eurotiales; Aspergillaceae.
AUGAACCGACUUGUGAGUGCAGUCAUCCUUUUCAUGAGCUUGGGAUUGAAAGCCCACAGUUUGCAUGAUCGGGGCAUGGUCUAUAGAUUUGACAAUAUUGAACCAUCAGCCAACCUGACAUGGACACCAUGUUUCGAUACCUUUGGUUGCUCUAGACUGGAAGUUCCUUUGGACUAUUCAAACAGAAGUCUUGGCACAACGUCGAUUGCCUUCAUCAAGCUGGCUGGCAAAAAUGCCACCAUCGAGUCUCCCAGCAUUGUACUCAACCCCGGCGGUCCGGGUGGUUCUGGUGUCGACCUUCUCCUCACAUACCAGAGUGUCAUCGGACAGAUGUUUGGAGAGCAGUACAACUUUGUCUCCUUUGACCCUCGCGGUGUGAACAACAGUGGCUUGCAUCUAGACUGCUUCUCAAAGGACGCAGAGGCAAGAUCGGCUUUCUAUCGACUGCACAGGACAGGCGCCACCAAUAUCUCAUCAACAUCACUUGAGGAACAGUACUAUUCAAGCUCCAUCUACGGCGAGUGGUGCAACAAUGCUGUGGAGAACAAGUCACCACAUUCAUAUUAUGUGACUACGCCAGCAGUUGCCCAUGAUUUGCUCACAUUUACCGAAGCCGAGGCUGAGAUGGCAGGUCAGUCACCAUCAAACGCCAAAUUGUGGUGCUAUAGCAUCAGUUACGGCACUGUCAUCGGGAGCACUUUCGCUUCGAUGUUUCCUGACCGCGUUGGGAGAAUGAUACUCGAUGGCGUUCUGAACACAGAGCAAUAUUAUAACAACUAUUGGACGGACAAUGUUGAUCAAAUGGACGAGGCCAUGGAAACAUUCUCGACUUUCUGCCAUUCCGCAGGGUCUGAAAAGUGCUCAUUUUGGGGACCCACACCGGCUAACAUCACGGCGAGAAUGAAUGGCAUUAUCCGUCAGCUUCAGAACCAUCCAGUACCGCUAAGCGGCGUCGGCGAUCUAGAUCUGCCGACAAUGGUCACCUAUUCAGACCUGAAGACUCUUUUCCUCAACACACUCUACUACCCACUGGAAAGGUUCCCAAGCAUGGCCGACAUCCUACACCAGGCCGACUAUGGGAAUUUCUCCGCUCUUGGGGGCAUGUAUGACCAGUCAAACCCUAUAACCGAUGCCCGUCUCGCCAUUACAUGCACCGAUUCGUAUCGGAGAAACAGGCUUACUACCAUUGAAGAGUUCAAGAUUUGGGCGGAGUACACGGGUUUCAAGAGCAAGUACAUCGGUGAUAUCUACCCGACCUUUCUGGAAGGUAUCUUAUGCCGAUCAUUCCGACCGCAGUUGCCUGAUAGCAUGGUAGUUCAAGACGAAACAAGCGCACUAAACAUGCCUACAUCCUUCCCAAUCCUCAUUGCGAGUAAUACCAUCGAUCCUAUCACGCCGUUGGAAUCGGCGCGCAAGAUGUCUUCUUGGUUUGCUGGAUCUGUCCUUUUAAUGCAAGAAGCCGUUGGUGGGGCAUCAGACUGUUACUUUGGACAAAUUCAGGCAUACCUCCAAGGCACAGUUCCAUCGUCCAACACUACAUGCCCGCGACAGUACAUUCCUUUCAUGAAUGCCUUCCCGCUUUAA